AUGUUUAAAUUUAUCAAACAAUGUCCGAAGUUUCGGUUAGAAAAUUUAGCCCAAGUACCAGAAACCAAUCAUGCGAUCAUCACCAACAAUUAUACGGCCAACCAACCGCACAAACGCAUCCUCACCUAUUAAAACCCGGUGAAUUGGUACCUGGAAUAAAAUUAGAUGAGUUUAAAACCCGUCGGACAAAAUUAGCAGAUUACAUUAUAAAAAAUUUCUCACCAAAAGAUGCAAACUCUCACAUUGUAAUAAUCCCAUCCGCGAGCAAAGUCUACAUGUCUGAUAAAAUUCCGUAUGUCUUUCGUCAAAAUUCAGAUUUUCUGUACUUCACUGGCUGUCAGGAGCCGGACAGCGUCUUGGUGAUGACAAUUGACAGCGAUAAGGUGUUAUGUACAUUAUUCGUACAAAAAAAAGAUCCCAAAUCUGAGCUAUGGGAUGGACCGGUAACUGGAACUGAGGCAGCUGCUGAAAUGUUCGGAGUUGACCAGUCACUCCCGGUUUCCGACUUUGACUCCUACUUAAAUUCGCUGGUUAAUAAGUACCGGUCCAGUGCAUCAAUCUGGUACGACAAUCAUGACAUUAUUCACAAGGAAUUUCAUAAAAAAAUAUCUACGUUGGGAAUACUAGCCAGUACGGAUCGAUGUCGGUUGGCCCCGACGUCGAUAAAGGAUAUUUUUCAUCAAAUUCGCUUGAUCAAAUCACCAGCUGAGAUUGAGUUGAUGCAGAAGAGCUGCGAUAUCGCCUCGGAAGCUAUUGCCAAAACAAUAAAAGUUACCAAGGCUGGUAUGACAGAGCAUCAAUUAUUUGCGACGGUGGAUUACGAGUGUCGGAUGAAUGGAGCCGAAUUUUUGGCAUAUCCUCCAGUUGUUGCUGGAGGUAGAAAUGCUAAUACCAUUCAUUACAUUACAAAUAAUCAAAUUCUAAACGAUGGAGAUAUGGUCUUGAUGGAUGCUGGAUGUGAGUACCAUGGAUAUUCGUCAGACAUAACAAGAACAUGGCCUAUUAGCGGUAGCUUCAGUCCUCAACAGAAAAUUUUAUAUGAGAUAGUUCUCGAAGUACAAAAAUUACUCAUCAAUAAAUUGAAAAACCUUCCUACCUUGGAUGAUUUAUUUUAUGACAUGGGCAACUUGUUGGGUAAAAGAUUGCAAGAGAUUGGCUUGAUACCUAAAAAUUUUUCGCAUGAUAGAUUAGCUGCCACUGCUUUUACUUAUUGCCCGCAUCAUGUGAGUCAUUAUCUGGGAAUGGAUGUUCAUGAUACAGGGAAAAUUUCACGGAGUAUUAGAACGCAACCUGGAAUGAUUGUCACCGUUGAACCAGGUAUCUACGUUAAUCCAAAAAAUAAACUAGCUCCGCGAGAAUUUCAUAAUCUAGGAAUCCGUAUUGAAGAUGACGUAUUGGUUAAAGACGGAGAGCCACUUGUUCUUACACGAAACUGCCCUAAAGAGAUAUCAGAUAUCGAAUCGUUAGCAAAGUGCAAUGACUCGUAA
Cotesia congregata is the source of this 1487-nucleotide messenger RNA. NCBI's taxonomy places the organism in Eukaryota, Metazoa, Arthropoda, Insecta, Hymenoptera, Braconidae. The record is from the annotation of a GenBank genome assembly.